CGUUCUGCGUACAUAGGCUAGGUUUAAACAGCAACAAGAACACGGCACGGGACCCUAGAACCAGCAAGGGAAACGCAGUUUUCCACGGACAGGAAGAAGAAACAGCAUCCAAUCGGCGCCGGGUUCUCAAUGGCCAAUCAAACCUCGCCUUACACUGUAGCGCUGGGAGAAAGGGAGCUGGACUUCUAUGUUCCCUGGCGGGUGCCUGCAGUCACCUGGUAGGGGCGCGCGCCGGGAAGCUGCUUUUGUUACCUGGGCUACAAGGGGCGAGCAGUUGUGGCCUCGGUGCUUGCUGGAUUUGCUUGUAUUUGUUUUCAGCCACUGCUCAUGUAAUGCACUCCCUUAACCAGGAAAUUAAAGCAUUCUCCCGGAAUAAUCUCCGGAAGCAAUGCACCAGGGUGACAACGCUAACUGGAAAGAAAAUUAUAGAAACGUGGAAAGAUGCCAGAAUUCACGUUGUGGAAGAAGUAGAGCCGAGCGGUGGGGGUGGUUGUGGUUAUGUGCAGGAUCUUAGCUUGGACCUGCAAGUUGGCGUUGUUAAACCAUGGUUGCUCCUGGGGUCACAGGAUACUGCUCAUGAUCUGGAUACACUGAAAGAGUACAAGGUGACUCAUAUUCUAAAUGUUGCUUGUGGAGUUGAAAAUGCUUUCCUCAGUGACUUUACAUAUAAGAGCAUCUCCAUAUUGGAUCUCCCUGAAACCAAUAUCCUGUCUUAUUUUCCAGAAUGUUUUGAAUUUAUUGAAGAAGCUAAAAUGAAGGAUGGAGUUGUUCUUGUUCAUUGUAAUGCAGGAGUUUCCAGAGCUGCUGCAAUUGUAAUAGGUUUUUUGAUGAAUUCUGAAGAAAUUUCAUUUACCAAUGCUUUUUCUUUGGUGAAAAAUGCAAGGCCUUCCAUAUGUCCAAAUUCUGGCUUCAUGGAGCAACUUCGUACAUAUCAAGUGGGCAAAGACAGCAAUAAGUGUGACAAAAAACAGGAAUUAGAAAGGGACAAGAGUUCAUGAGUUGCAUUCUAGCUGAUGACGGACAACUAUAAUUUCUGAAUUGACUUCUAUAGCCAUUUUCCCUCUUUUUUUUAGGACAUAAACUAAUAAAAAUCUUCCUUUUAUCUUGCUUACAAAUGGAAUUGAGGUCAAUUUGUUUUUUUCUGAACUAGUAUAUGAAUUUUAAAAUUAUAUUACUUUUUCUUUGUUAUUAUAGUGUUUGAUUAAAUGCUUCUUUGAACUGCUAGGGAAACAACAGUGUAUUACCCAUCAUUGAUAUCUAUAGAAGAAAAAGGGUUAAAUUUAAAGUCUAUAUUAGAGCAAGGAAAGAAUAAUCAGCUAAUGAAGCCUUUUGAUACUUUUCUAUUCCACCAACUGUUUUCAUGAAGGAAAGAAUUUGAUAUGCUAUUUGACUUACUGUUUCAAAAGGAGAUAAAUUUCAUUGUAAAAAAUAUUUUUAAGUUUGAAAAUAAAUACUUUCAACCUUCCUGAAGAGGUGCCAGUAUCUAAAGGUUUAUUUAGUAUUUAUAUAGUGGUUAAAAUAUUUUCCAAAUUUUUAAAUCCUGUUAGGAAAACAUACCCACUUCUCAUUUUGGUUUUUUUUUUUUAGCUUAAUUUUAUUACCUGCAUUUUUUUUAUUUUUAAAAUAUGUGAACAGAUAUUUUUCCUUAUAUUAUUGUAAGUGUGUGGUUAUUCUUUUACAUUUUGUGCUUUUUAUCUUGGGUACCUAGCAGGCUGUUGUUGGUUCCCAUGUCAUAAUUUUUUGGUCUCCAUGGGUAUGUCUUAUACCGAAGGGUAUUUUUCUUAGAUGUGUUUUCAUCUAUGAUCUGUUUUCUAGUUCAAAAUGUAUUUCUUCCAUGAUCUAUUUUCUAGUUUAGUCUCCUACUGGAGAACAUUUUAUUUAUUUAUUUGAGAGGCAGAGAGAGAGAGAGAGAGAGAGAGAGAGAGAAAGAGAGAGAGAGAGACAAAGAGCUCUCAUCCUCUGGUUCACUCUCCAAAAGCCCAUAAUGGCCAGGGCUGGGCCAAAGCUGGCAGCUUGUAACUGAAUCAGAUCUCCCACAUGAAUGUCAAGAACCAAAUCUAUUGAGCCAUCAUUGAUGCCUCCUGGUUUCUGCAUUAGGAAACUGGAGUCAGGACCAAGAGUUAGAUUUCAAACCAAAGUACUCCCAUAUGAGAUGCAGGAACCUCAACUGGCAUGUUAACCACUAGGCUAACCAUCCAUCCCAUGAGCACCAUUUUAAAAAUGUUUUAUUUCACUUUUAUUUGACAAACCAACAGAUGGAGAAACAGAAAAGGACAGGGGACAGGUAGGGCAGGAGAGAGAGAAGCAGCUCCUUUUUGCUGGUUCACUCCCUAAAUGCCCACAGUGGUUGGGACUGGGCCAGGUUGAACUUGAAGCUAGGAACUCAAUUCAGGUCUCCCACAUGGGUGGCAGGGGUGCAAUGACUUGGGCCUUCUCCUGCUGCCUGUUAGGGUCUGCCUUGGAAGGAAACUUGAGUCAGAAGCUAGCACUUGAUAGGGGACUUGAAUAUCUUUGCCAGUAUCAUAACUACUAGGCUAAACAUGUGCCUCAGAGAACAUAUUUAAGGAAAGAAGUAAAGUUAUGGUUUUGUAAAUUCUUAAGCACAUUGUUAGGAGGCCUAAAAUGAUUUAUAAUUUAAUCUUUGGUUAAAGGUUUUGAAUAGUUUCUUUUUGCUGUUUCCAUAUUGUUAAGACUGAACUCUGUACAUUGUAAAUUUGCCUCCAGAUUUUGAAAUUUUUGGUU
This is a messenger RNA of Lepus europaeus (European hare), 2742 nucleotides long. It is a transcript of the gene DUSP19, whose product is annotated as dual specificity phosphatase 19. Bases 333 to 998 code for a protein of 221 amino acids. The transcript is spliced from 4 exons. Gene Ontology annotation, cellular component: cytoplasm. Lineage: Eukaryota; Metazoa; Chordata; Mammalia; Lagomorpha; Leporidae. Gene Ontology annotation, molecular function: JUN kinase phosphatase activity. The record is from RefSeq and is a predicted model, not a curated record. Gene Ontology annotation, biological process: protein dephosphorylation; regulation of MAP kinase activity.